UUCUCUCUCUCUCUCUUUCUCUCUCUUGUCCUAUCUCCUCCUCUCGUCGGAACUUUCCCACAUUAAAACACUUGGACCAUAAAAGGACACAAGGCUCCGUGACCCGCCACUGAAUCAGCACUUUGGUGCCGAGGUGGAGCUCGCGUAGCCCGGCCGCGAGAGUGACUGAUUGCCCGCGGGGGGGGAGCAGACCGGAACAUCCACCACCAGUCUCACUUUUUGGGGGCUAUUACACCAAAACAACCGGAUUCCUCAAUUACUACGGAGCUUUAAACACAACUAUAUUUGAUAUUUGAUUUUUUUUCCACCUUCCCUCCCUCAGUUUGUCUGGCACCAUGAGUGUGUGGAUGAACGACUCGUCCUUGGACCCGUUCACCGGCUCGCAGGCGCCUCCGCCGGACACCAACGCCACGGCGAACCGGACCAAGCACGACCCGCCGGACCUGAGCCGGGCGGUGCCGGUGGGCAUGGUGCUGGCCUCGUUCAUCGGCUUCGCCAUCGUGGGCAACCUGCUGGUCAUCUUGUCGGUGGUGUGCAACCGCCACCUGCGCACGCCCACCAACUACUUCAUCAUCAACCUGGCCAUCGCCGACCUGCUGCUCAGCACCACGGUGCUGCCCGUGUCCGCCACGCUGGAGAUUCUGGACUACUGGGUGUUCGGCCGCAUCUUCUGCGACAUUUGGGCCGCGGUGGACGUCCUGUGCUGCACGGCGUCCAUCAUGUCGCUGUGCGUCAUUUCCAUUGACCGCUACAUCGGCGUCCGUUACCCACUGCAGUACCCGGUCAUUGUGACGGAGAAGCGCGCACUGCUCGCCAUGCUGGGCGUCUGGAUCCUGGCCAUUGUCAUCUCCAUCGGACCGCUGCUCGGAUGGAAGCAGCCGCCGUCGCAGGAUGACAUGGAGUGCGUGAUCACACAGGAGCCGUUCUACGCCCUCUUCUCGUCGCUGGGCUCCUUCUACAUCCCGCUGGCCGUCAUCCUCGCCAUGUACUGUCGCGUCUACGUGGUGGCAAAGCGCACCACCAAGAACCUGGAGGCAGGCGUGAUGAAGGAGCGGCAGCAGGACUCCAACGAGCUCACCCUCAGGAUCCACUGCCGGAACCAGCAGAUCCAGGACCUGUGCGCCACCUCCAAGACCGGAGGCGGCGGGGCGACCUCGGCCGGACGCAGCACGUUGACCGUCAAACUGCUCAAGUUCUCCAGGGAGAAGAAAGCAGCCAAGACGCUGGGCGUGGUGGUGGGCAUGUUCAUCCUGUGCUGGUUGCCCUUCUUCCUGGCUCUUCCGAUCAGCUCUUUUAACAGAAACCUGCGCCCUCCCGAAACCUUCUUUAGGGUCAUUUUCUGGCUGGGCUACUUCAACAGCUGCCUGAACCCCAUCAUCUAUCCCUGCUACAGCCGCGAGUUUAAGCAGGCCUUCAUCCGGAUCCUCCGCUGCCGUUGGAAGCGGAAGCGCCAGGGCUGGCAGGCGUACUACAACUACCGCUGCCAGCAGGGCUCCAACAACUCGUCCUACCUGAACGGCAGCCAACAGACGCUGUCCUCCAUCGGCCACAGCCCCCGAUGCGUCGCCCCCAAGGCCCACCCGCCGCCUUGGUCGUCCUCUUCCAACAACCGUAACCUCCUCCCGGGAUCGGAUGCACGAGGACGGCAGCUCGGCCCGGCGUCACCGCUCGCCAAGGAAGCUGGCGGGCGAGACAGGGGUGUGAAAAAGCCGUAAAAUACAGAGAAUGCACAGUUCAGUAUUAGUAUUCAGACUCAGAUGGAUAGACCUGUAGCCACUGUGGAUGUUAAACACCUACACAGAGGGAAAAAAAACUGUUUACAUCCUUGGACAUCACAUUGGCUGCUUUGAAACUGUUUCGAUUGACCUUCCAUCGCACAAGUGUAGUGUAUUUUGUUGUGACCAUAUUUAUUAACAGGCAGGCGGUGGAGUGGUCGCCCUGCAAACCUGAAGGCCGUGGGUUCGAUCACCAGUCAACGUUUUCUUCUGUGCCUCUGUCAAUGAUUGGGUGAAUGGUUUAAAAGGCAGCAUGGUGCCUAGUGGUUACAGCAUCUGCCUCGCAAUUACGAGUUUGACUCUGGCCUUCCCGUGUGGAGUUGGCUUGAGUCGUUGGCUUUUUUUUUUUUUUUGCCUAAGCGUGGCCCGGAAUUGACUGGCGACCAGUCCAGGAUGUACCCUGCUUCUCUCACCAAAAGUCAGCUAGUACAAGUACCAACUCACCCCUUAUGAGAACAAGUGUUAUAGACAGGUAUGGAAGAGUGGAUUUUACAUUGUAAAAGCAUCUACCUUGGAGGGUAGGAGGUGAAGCACAUUUGCCAUUUAUUACACUUCCUGUUUUAUGGACGCCCUUGAGUAUUAAACAAAAAGAUUGAUGAAAAAAAAAAUGAUCGCCAUGAAACACUGUACAGCCAGUUUUCUGCUGACCUCCUUGGCUUAUCUCCCACAGUCCAAAAACUAUUGUUUUUUUUCUUAAAGAGCACUGUGAUUGACUGGUGAUCUGCGCCGAGGUGACCUCGCCCCAGCUGCACAUGGCAUAAGUGAAGUGAAUAAUAGCUGGAUGAGCCACUCAAAGUAUUAUUGAAAUAUACAGGGGAAGGCGGGUUGCGAUAUGGACUAAAAGCUCACGCUUGCAUAAAAACUAUUUUUUUCUGAAGAGCAAGCCACUGGAUCUCUGAUGACAACAUAGAGACACGUAUACUAUAUAGUUUGGGUUGUCUUAAAACUGUGAAACAGAUUUCAUUUAUCAGUUUUUCUUCUUGUAUAUGAAAUCACUUAUAUUUUAAUCACUUGAAUGUCGGUUUUCUUCCUUGCCCGUUUUCCUUCAUACACAUUAAAACUGUCCACUUUCAUUUUCCAAUGUGCUGCGCGCAAAAAUCAGUUCAUUUGCAAAAAUAACGACAUACACAUUUCAGUUAUGCCAUUGGAUCUGAUUUAAACUGGUAGUAUAGAAGCAAAACUCAUUUUCCCUGGAAGACAUUGUUAAUCUUUUGAAUCAAUAUUUUUGCAGUGGUUGUGAAACAUAGUCUAUAUUUGUCCUCCUGUCAUAUUUAAUAAAGUCAUUGACGCUUGCAACGCU
Molecule: messenger RNA, 3075 nt
Organism: Phyllopteryx taeniolatus (common seadragon)
Lineage: Eukaryota; Metazoa; Chordata; Actinopteri; Syngnathiformes; Syngnathidae
Gene: adra1ba
Product: adrenoceptor alpha 1Ba
Exons: 5
Coding region: 336-1715 (459 amino acids)
Biological process (GO): cell-cell signaling; adenylate cyclase-activating adrenergic receptor signaling pathway; phospholipase C-activating G protein-coupled receptor signaling pathway
Cellular component (GO): membrane
Molecular function (GO): alpha1-adrenergic receptor activity
Source: RefSeq, a predicted model, not a curated record